CCGGGAGGGGACGUCGACUCCGGGGGGAUUUGAAUCCAUUUGGCGACCAGAUGAUGAACUCCACCCUCCCCCGUGGGAUGCACACCUCUCUGCACUUCUGGAACCGCAGCAGCUACGGGCUGCACAGCAAUGCCAGCGAGACCCUGGGGAAGGGCUACUCGGAUGGGGGUUGCUACGAGCAACUUUUUGUCUCCCCGGAGGUGUUUGUGACUUUGGGUGUCAUUAGCUUGCUGGAGAAUAUUCUAGUGAUCGUGGCCAUAGCCAAGAACAAGAAUCUGCACUCACCCAUGUACUUUUUCAUCUGUAGCCUGGCUGUGGCCGAUAUGCUGGUGAGCGUUUCCAACGGAUCAGAGACCAUAGUCAUCACCCUGUUAAACAGUACGGACACGGACGCGCAGAGUUUCACGGUGAAUAUUGAUAAUGUCAUUGACUCGGUGAUCUGUAGCUCUCUGCUUGCAUCAAUUUGCAGCCUGCUUUCCAUUGCAGUGGACAGGUACUUUACCAUCUUUUAUGCUCUGCAGUACCAUAACAUCAUGACCGUGAAGCGGGUCGGGAUCACCAUAAGCUGCAUCUGGGCGGCCUGUACGGUGUCGGGGGUGCUGUUCAUCAUUUAUUCUGACAGCAGCGCUGUCAUCAUCUGCCUCAUCACCAUGUUCUUCACCAUGCUGGCUCUCAUGGCCUCCCUCUAUGUCCACAUGUUCCUCAUGGCCAGACUUCACAUUAAGAGGAUUGCUGUCCUCCCAGGGACGGGCGCCAUCCGCCAAGGGGCCAACAUGAAGGGGGCCAUUACGCUGACCAUUCUGAUUGGGGUCUUUGUUGUCUGCUGGGCCCCGUUCUUCCUUCACUUAAUUUUCUACAUCUCGUGCCCCCAGAAUCCAUACUGUGUGUGCUUCAUGUCUCACUUUAACUUGUAUCUCAUACUGAUCAUGUGCAACUCAAUCAUUGACCCCCUCAUUUAYGCACUCCGGAGUCAAGAACUGAGGAAAACCUUCAAGGAGAUCAUCUGUUGCUGUCCCCUGGGGGGUCUCUGUGACUUGGCCAGCAGAUACUAAAUGGGG
Messenger RNA from Urocitellus parryii (Arctic ground squirrel), 1058 nucleotides. It is a transcript of the gene Mc4r, whose product is annotated as melanocortin 4 receptor. Gene Ontology annotation, molecular function: melanocortin receptor activity. Gene Ontology annotation, cellular component: membrane. The record is from RefSeq and is a predicted model, not a curated record. NCBI's taxonomy places the organism in Eukaryota, Metazoa, Chordata, Mammalia, Rodentia, Sciuridae. Gene Ontology annotation, biological process: G protein-coupled receptor signaling pathway.